AUGAGUGCGCCAGCACCCUCGUCGCGCUGCCCCUCCUCACGCCUCCACUCCCGCUGCCCUUCUCCCACCUGCCCAUACCUUGCCCUCGCUUCCCUGCACUUUCAUUCCCACGUGUUACCUUCCCCUUAUUUUUGCCUUUGCUUCCCCUCAUUCCCUUCCCCUCAUUUCCCCCUCUCCUUCCCCUCCCCUUCUUCCCCUCAUUUCUCCGCCUGCUUCCCCUCAUUCUUCUCUCUGCUUCCCCUCAUUUACUCCCCUGCUUCCUCUCGUUUUCCCCUCUGCUUCCCCUAUUUCCCCCCUGAUUUCCCAAAUUUUUACCCUCUUGCUUCCCCUCGUUUCCUGCUCUACUUCCCUUCAUUCCUCCCUUUGCUUCCCUUUCUCCUCGUUCCCCUCAUUUACCCCGCUGCUUCCCCUCGUUUCCCCGUAUGCUCUCAUUCUCUGCCUUUCCUCAUUAUCCCUCCUGCUUCCCCUCAUUUCCCUCCCUGCUUCACCCCAUUUUUCUCCCUGCUUUCCAUGAUUUCCCCCUCUGUUUCACCUCGUUUCCCUCCCUGGUUCCCCUCGUUUCCCCCUCUUCCUCCCCUUGUUACAACUUCCUAUCUCUCGCUUUCCCUCUCCCGCUCUUCCCUAUCUCCCGCUCUUCCCUAUCUCCCCUCUUCCCUAUCUCCCCUCUUCCCUAUCUCCCCUCUUCCCUAUCUCCCCUCUUCCCUAUCUCCCCUCUUCCCUAUCUCCCCUCUUCCCUAUCUCCCCUCUUCCCUAUCCUCCCUCUUCCCUAUGCUCCCUCUUCCUAUGGUAUUUUCUUCUUUCCCUCUCACUCUCUUCCUGUCUCCUCCUUCCCUUUCCUCCCCUCUUCCUAUCCCCUUUCCCAUCGUCUUAUCUCCCCCUUUCUCUUCCCCCCUGCUUCACCCUCUUCCCUGUCUCCCCUAUCUCCACUCUUCUAAUCUCUAUCUGUUUGACCUUUUUCUUGUUCCCCCUCCCAAUCCCUUGUAUUCUCUCCCUCCCCCUGGCUACUGCAGUAACUACACUGAAGAUUUUUCUGGUACUUCAACCCAUCAUCCCAUCCCAUGCUCGUAG
Messenger RNA from Closterium sp. Naga37s-1, 1068 nucleotides. Lineage: Eukaryota; Viridiplantae; Streptophyta; Zygnematophyceae; Desmidiales; Closteriaceae. The record is from the annotation of a GenBank genome assembly.